This is a messenger RNA of Zophobas morio, 767 nucleotides long. RefSeq names its product probable G-protein coupled receptor Mth-like 1. Gene Ontology annotation, molecular function: G protein-coupled receptor activity. The record is from RefSeq and is a predicted model, not a curated record. The coding region runs from base 1 to 717 and encodes 238 amino acids. The transcript is spliced from 2 exons. NCBI's taxonomy places the organism in Eukaryota, Metazoa, Arthropoda, Insecta, Coleoptera, Tenebrionidae.
AUGCCGCCACUCUUCCUCCUCCUUCUCGUGGCCGCCGCCGACGCCGCCAGAAACGUGACCGUCUCCAAGUGCUGCCCUUUCUCACACACCCUCACCAACGAAAAUAAGUGUGUCCCUGUGACCGCCCCCGAGUGGAACCUGCGGGUGUACAGCCCCAACUCCCGCAAGUACCUUCCCUUGAACCAGGUCCCCCCGAACUGGCACCUCCAGGAGGCCAUCAAACCCCCGUGCUCGAUUCCGGGACUGCUCACCACGUCCACGUUGGGGAGUUACGUGCCCUUCCAGAACGGCUCCCUCUUCGUGGUGCACAACAACAAGCUGGUGCAUCCUCCGGACUACUGCAUCGAUUACAACGCCGUGCUGUAUUGUCUCCAGGAGGAGCAGGAGGCGGAGAACAUCACGUUCGUCCAGGUGAAGAAGUGCUGUGGAGAGAAUGCGAUUUUUUCCGAUACGAAUAAGACCUGCAUUCAUAUGAAAAAUGGGGGUUAUAAAGUGGAUGUGGGGAGCGAAAAAAGGUUGGUUGAGGGAUUCCCGAACUGCCACCAGCAGGAGCUGGUGUUUGUGGGGAAGCUGAAGGAGGCGGACAUGCUGCGUAAUGGCAGGUUGGUCCUGCAGGAGUCGAAGGUGGUGGUGCCGCCUGGGAAUUAUUGUUUGGAGCACGUGCUGGAGGAUGCGGGUAUGUUGUCUGAAAUAAAUGCCACGCAGAUAUCGUCAUAGAAAUCGGCUUUGGGUUGUCCUACAACGUUGGCAGUAUGUUUUUGAGUUCG